Messenger RNA from Morchella importuna, 1305 nucleotides. RefSeq lists its product as uncharacterized. Bases 1 to 1305 code for a protein of 434 amino acids. The record is from RefSeq and is a predicted model, not a curated record. The transcript has 2 exons. Lineage: Eukaryota; Fungi; Ascomycota; Pezizomycetes; Pezizales; Morchellaceae.
AUGACACUCGCCUUCAAAACAGCCGACAUUCUCCACCUCGCCGCCCAAGCGCUAACCCACCUCAUGUCCGGCCAGCACGCGCUCCAUUCCCCCGACGAUAGCAAGUCCGCGCUGCAGCAGCUGGCAGUGACAGUGCAGGCGGCAGCGAAGCUCGCCGAGCUUGCGCACCCGGAGGUGUUGACGGCGCUGGGCGGGGUACCAGCCGUGUGGAGUGAUCAUGAAGUGCUUAUGGAGAGAAUUAGAGCGGAAAGGGAGAUGGUGGGGAUGAAGGCGGAGGCGGAAAAGGUGGGGAGCGAGGUGCAGGAGAAGGAAGGAAUCAACGCGGAAACCAAGAAGUGCAGAAUGGAGGGUGAGGAAGGAAUACGAGAGGCGGAGAAGCUAGACGCCCCAGCGGGGGAGGUGUGGAGGAAGACGGAGCGGGCAAUGGCCGAGGCGGACGCAGAGAAAGUGGGCAAGGAGACGUUGCAGGCAGCGCAGGUGACUGAGAGGACCAGGGUCGAGGUGGUGAAGGUGGUGAGGGAGAGGGAGAAGAUAAUGGCGGAAAGGGAGAGGGUGGGAAAGGAAGUUGAGUGGUCUGUUGCAGAGACGGGGAGGCUGAACGCCGAGGCGGGGAAGGUGGCUAGGGAGACGGAGAGGGCGAGGGCGGAGAUGGAGAGGUUCAAGGCGGAGACGGAGAGGCUGAAGGCGGAGACUAUGGUCGCGCGGAGUCAGAAGCUGAGGAUUGAUGCGGAGACGGAGAGGGCAAAGGCGGAACUCGAGCGGACGAAGGUAGAGACGGCAGGGGACGAUGAGAAGGCUGGUAAGGAGGCUGAGGGGGCGACGGCAGAGACGGAGCGGCUGAAGGCAGAAGCGAUGAUGGCGCGGAGUGAGGAGAUGAAGCUCGAUGCUGAGACGGAGAGGGUGAAGGCGGAGACGGAGCGGACGAGGGGGGAGGAGGGCCAGAAGAGCUUAGAGGCAGAGUCGGAGCUGAAGAAGCUUGGGAUGGAGAGAUCAGUGCAGGAGACGGAAAGACCAGAGCCCGGAAACAACACAGGAGGGCCACAGGCGGCGGGGGCGGUGCGUAAAGAAGUUGAUAAGUCGGUGCCAGUGCAGGAGGUGGAAGAGUCAAAGAUCGUGGAUUAUCUGGAUCAGGUGGAGGCAGAUAUCGCGCGGAAGCAGAACGAGCUCAAGGUUCAUAGGGCGAAUUUUGAUACCACGAAUGUAAAACGACUGACGGCGGAGAUUGCAAGUCUGACGUUGGAGGCGCGCAGGGAGAGGUCCUGGAGGAGGAUGUGGGGUACUUCAUGGAGUGUCUUGAAAACUUGA